GUUUGUAAUUGUAUUGCUUCGUGCAUACAAUAUUUAGUUUAAAUCAUUGAAAUGAUUUCUUUAGCUAGUUUUAUUAUACAACAAUUAUAAAAACAGAUGAUUAUUAUCAUUCUGAAAAUUCACAAAAUGUGAUUAUUUUGUAUAAGAAUCAGUGAUAUAUCACAGUGAUAAUGAUAAGUUAGUGUGUUUAUAUCGUUUCUUCGAAUAAAUUAUUGACAGUAAGUUAUUAUGUAUUUACGGAGAUCUGUAUUGUAUCCUGUGGUGAAAAAGUAUUAUAAUAUCAGAUUGGUGUCUACGGAUAAUUUCACUUUUACAGAGAAGAGUGAGCCGAAGUCAUGGCAAGAGAUUCCUGGCCCGCCUACUCGGCCUGUAUUUGGUCAGCUAUUCAAUUUCCUACCAGGAGGUAUUUUCUACCAAAAGAAGGAGCAAAUGCCUGAGAUAAUGUACAAAAAUUACGGACCAAUCGUCAGAUUUGGAGGUACCUUUGGAUCACCACCAAUGAUUUUUCUUUAUGAACCUGAAGCUGCAUUUCAUGUAUUUCGUAACGAAAAUUGGACGCCCGUACGGCCCGGAUUUCAAUCAUUAGAAUAUUUUAGAAAACAUUAUAAUAAAGACCAUAAUCCCGAUGAGUCAACGGGUUUGAUGACUGAACAUGGGGAGGUAUGGCGAAAAUUUCGCACAAAAGUAAAUCAGGUGAUGUUACAACCAAAAACUAUUAAAUUAUAUUCUCAUAUAUUGACAGAAGUUGCUGAAGAUAUGAUCAAAAGGAUGAAAUCUAAGCGCAAUGAAAAAAAUAUGAUAGAAGGCAAAUUCGAUACAGAAUUAAACUUGUGGGCGUUAGAAGCAAUUGGUGUUGUUGCUCUUGGUGACCGCCUUAACUGCUUGGAUCCAAAUCUUCCAAAAGAUUCACCAGCGAGAAAACUAAUACAAGCUGUACGGGAUGUUCUAACAGUAACAGAAGAACUGGACUUUCGGCCGAGCCUUUGGAGAUAUAUUGCAACGCCAACUUUUAAAAAGGCAAUGAAAUACUAUGGUGAUCAAACGAAAUUAAAUGAAUUUUUCAUAAACAAAUCUAUAGAAAAACUUAAAGACAAGGGUACAGCUAACGAAGAGAAAGGAGUACUAGAAAAACUACUUGAAAUUGAUUACAAAACUGCAGUGAUUAUGGCAAAUGACAUGUUGUUUGCUGGUGUUGAUACGACUGCUAAUACCAUUAUUGGAGCACUUUUCCUUCUAGCAAAGAAUCCAGAAAAGCAAAAUAAAUUGAGAGAAGAGAUUUUGUCGAAGCAGGAAAAACUACCGUACCUUAGAGCCUGCAUCAAAGAAACUAUGAGAUUAUUACCCGUCGUCGGUGGUAACUUUCGACAAACUACAAAAGAGUAUAAUGUUAUGGGUUACAAAAUACCAAAAGAUAUGUUCGUAAUAGUUGCUAAUCAGUACAUGUGCAUGAUGGAAGAGAAUUUCCCGCAAGCAGCUGAGUUUAUCCCGGAGAGGUGGAUCGUCGAUAAAAGUGAUCCCUUGUACUAUGGAAAUACGCACCCGUUUGUUUACAGUCCAUUCGGGUUUGGAGUGCGAAGUUGCAUUGGUCGACGAAUAGCUGAACUUGAAAUGGAGACAUUCCUCGCUAAGCUUAUAGAAAAUUUCCAAAUUGAAUGGUUCGGACCACCGAUGAAAACGAGAGCAUCAUCUAUUAACUAUUUGAUGGGUCCUUACAAUUUUAUUUUUAAAGAUGUAAAAUAAAGAACAUAAAUAGA
This is a messenger RNA of Bicyclus anynana (squinting bush brown), 1754 nucleotides long. Its product is annotated as cytochrome P450 CYP12A2. The record is from RefSeq and is a predicted model, not a curated record. The transcript has 10 exons. Bases 229 to 1740 code for a protein of 503 amino acids. Lineage: Eukaryota; Metazoa; Arthropoda; Insecta; Lepidoptera; Nymphalidae. Gene Ontology annotation, molecular function: heme binding; iron ion binding; oxidoreductase activity, acting on paired donors, with incorporation or reduction of molecular oxygen.